AUGGAGAACCAGAGCGUGUCUGAAUUCAUCCUGAUGGGAUUUUCUGUUGGACGUCAAGCAGAGAUCCUUCUUGCGUGCCUCUUUCUGGCUAUGUACGUUAUAUCCAUGGCAGGGAAUAUGACUGUCCUCUCAAUUGUAUUGACGGACAGUCGGCUCCACAGCCCCAUGUACUUUUUUCUCAGCAACGUCUCUGUGCUAGACAUCCUCUUCACUUCUGUUAUUAGCCCUCAGCUACUGUGGAAUCUUUUUUCUAAUGACAAAUCCAUCUCUUUUUCUGGCUGCAUGGCCCAAUCCUAUUUCUACUUCUUCCUGGGCACAGUGGAGUUCCUCCUCUUCACCUCCAUGUCCUAUGAUCGCUAUGCUGCCAUCUGCAAGCCUCUUCAGUACCAUGCCAUCAUCAAUGGCCGGGUGUGCAUUCAGAUGUUGCUGGGUAGCUGGUUGGGAGGGUUCCUCUCUGUCCUUUGUCCCACCAUCAUGAUCACCAGGUUAUCGUACUGUAGGUCCAAUGUCAUCAACCAUUUCUUUUGUGACAGUGGUCCACUAUUGGACCUAUCCUGCUCAGACACACAUUUCAUAGAACUGAUGGACUUUUUGCUCUCCUCUCUUGUUGUUCUUUGCUCACUGGUCUUGACGCUGGUUUCCUAUACAUAUAUCAUCUCAGCAAUAUUGCGCAUCUCUACCACCACUGGCCGGUCAAAAGCCUUCAACACCUGCGCUUCUCAUCUGACCAUCAUCUCCAUCUCCUGUGGCAUCACCAUCUUCAUCUAUAUCACACCAUCCCAGAAGGAGACACUAGAAGUACACAAGGUACCUGCUGUUCUUACCACCAUUGUCUGCCCCUUCCUGAAUCCUUUCAUCUUCACAUUGAAAAAUGACAAUAUAAAGCAGGCAAUAAGGGAAGCAUUAAGGAGGAACAUACAACUGAUCACUCAAAAAACCAUGAGUUUCUAG
Molecule: messenger RNA, 951 nt
Organism: Gekko japonicus
Lineage: Eukaryota; Metazoa; Chordata; Lepidosauria; Squamata; Gekkonidae
Product: olfactory receptor 6J1-like
Exons: 1
Coding region: 1-951 (316 amino acids)
Biological process (GO): G protein-coupled receptor signaling pathway
Cellular component (GO): membrane
Molecular function (GO): olfactory receptor activity; G protein-coupled receptor activity
Source: RefSeq, a predicted model, not a curated record